Effrenium voratum is the source of this 315-nucleotide messenger RNA. The record is from the annotation of a GenBank genome assembly. Lineage: Eukaryota; Dinophyceae; Suessiales; Symbiodiniaceae.
AUGAAAUCUAUCUGCCGGGGACCUUUUCACAGGUGCUAUGUUAGUGGGAGGGAGUGCAUGGUUUGCUUUCUUUCGCGGAGCUGUUUCGGCUUCAAUUCAAGAGGAGGGAAAACGCCAACUGCCAUGGCGAAGUCGCGAUUCCCAAAGAUUGCCACCCUGCUGACUGCUCUCGCCUGGCACUCCUUCUCCCAAAGCUUCGCUGGUAUUGGUGGUGGUGUAUGCUCAGGUCAGGGGCACCUCCUCCGACAGAAGGUGAAAGCCAUGGGCUUCAAGCGGGAGAUGUUUGGCUGCCUGGCCAGCGAAGACCCAUUGUGA